AUGGGAGCAGUUCGACACCGAGGGCGAGCCGCAGCGUUUGGACUGUCUUGUCAGUCAGUCUUCAUGACUAGCUCCACCCCAGAAGAUCCAUACAGAUAUCAAGUAGGCUUUGGGAAUUUCUUCAACUCAGAAGCUGUUCCUGGCGUUAUUCCCGAAUCACAAAACACGCCUCAAGUAUGCAAGUAUGGGCUAUACCCUGAACAGCUUACGAGCACUGGUUUCAUUGCGUCCCGGAACUCAAUGCAACAUGUAUGGUUUUACAGAAUUCUUCCUGGAGUUGUCCAAGGUGCAGCCGCCAAGCUCUCUGGUAACCUAGAUCUUGAGGCAAACUUCUCUACCAACAAUGAUAACGUCGAGUUCCCACCCCACGCCCUCUGCUGGUUACCUUUCAAGUUGCCGUCCCAGAGCGAACGAGUUGAUUUCAUCGAAGGCAUCAAGACAAUAGCGGGCAAUGGGGAUGCGACUAUGAAGGAGGGCCUUGCUAUUCACAUUUAUGCAGCUAACGUUUCCAUGACGAACCGAGCAUUUUGCAGUCACGACGGCGACCUGCUCAUCAUACCUCAGCAGGGAAGACUCGAUAUACAAACAGAACUCGGCAUGUUAAUGGUCCGACCGGGCGAGCUCGUCGUGAUACAAGCCGGUAUCAGAUUCAAAGUCUCCCUGCCAGAUGGUCCUUCGAGAGGAUAUAUUCAGGAAAUAUUUGGCAGCCAUUACGAACUACCAGACAUGGGACCCUUGGGUGCUAACGGCAUGGCGCUUCCGAGAAAUUUUGAGUUCCCGAUUGCCUCUUUCGACGAGGAUAUUUCUGAAUGGGAAGUUGUUGUCAAAUUAGCAGGAAAGUUGUGGUCGUACAAACAGCAACACACACCGUUUGACGUCGUGGCGUGGCACGGGAAUUGUAUUCCAUACAAAUAUGCUUUGGCGAAGUUCAUCAAUACCGCUGUGGUCGAUAGGGACCAAAGUGACCCGUCCGUGUACACAGUUCUGACGGCAAAAUCGAAAAUCCCCGGCGUAGCAAUCACCGAGGUCAUGGCGUUUACUCCGAAAUGGAAUGCCACGACCAACAGCUUCCGGCCUCCUUAUUACCAUCGCAACAUGGCUGCUGAGGUCAUGGGUAUCAUCUACGGGCCGUACGGUGGCAGCAGCCGCGACCUUCGCGCUGGAGGCCUCAGUGUGCAAUCCAGCUACACUGCUCAUGGUGAAACCUACGAGACGUACAAGAAGGCGACGACAGCCGAGCUGAAGCCAGAAAGGGUCGGCGAGGGCGUUCUUGCUUUCAUGUUCCAUAUACCAACACAUAUUGGACUGACAAAGUACGCGCUCGAGCGAAGUGGAGUGCUGCAUCCUCCAUCCCCGGCGCUCUUCAACUCUAUGAGACCACACUUUCUCGAGCAUACCGACGAGGUGAACGCAGACCUGAAGCGGAUGGGCCUCCUGCCAUUGGGGACACCCAGAUCAUGA
Messenger RNA from Neoarthrinium moseri, 1461 nucleotides. RefSeq lists its product as uncharacterized. Lineage: Eukaryota; Fungi; Ascomycota; Sordariomycetes; Amphisphaeriales; Apiosporaceae. Gene Ontology annotation, molecular function: homogentisate 1,2-dioxygenase activity. The transcript has 11 exons. Gene Ontology annotation, cellular component: cytoplasm. Gene Ontology annotation, biological process: L-phenylalanine catabolic process. The record is from RefSeq and is a predicted model, not a curated record. Bases 1 to 1461 code for a protein of 486 amino acids.